Messenger RNA from Trichoplusia ni (cabbage looper), 7407 nucleotides. Its product is annotated as thyroid receptor-interacting protein 11-like. Gene Ontology annotation, biological process: Golgi organization; endoplasmic reticulum to Golgi vesicle-mediated transport. The coding region runs from base 722 to 5134 and encodes 1470 amino acids. Gene Ontology annotation, molecular function: small GTPase binding. NCBI's taxonomy places the organism in Eukaryota, Metazoa, Arthropoda, Insecta, Lepidoptera, Noctuidae. The transcript is spliced from 9 exons. Gene Ontology annotation, cellular component: Golgi apparatus. The record is from RefSeq and is a predicted model, not a curated record.
ACUUGUCUAGCAAGUUAAUUUACUUAUUGAUUUAAGAAUCGUAUAAACUAAUAACAACCAAAUCUUGUCUCGAUAACAAUUACAUUAUUGUACAACUUAAAAAUUCACAUCCAAAGUUUACAAAGUAUCGAUACGAACCGCUAUUGUCUGUAUCUAGUUUUAAUUGGACCGUAUGUUAGUCUAGCCAAAACACUUGCAGGCUUACAGGUGGCUAUGUUUUGAAAACAGCCAGUUUGCCGCACAGCCAGUCCGCGCACGAAGCCAGCCAUUGUUCCUCGUCGAGCGUAUUUGAAAAAUAACGAUGUCACAUUUUAUAUUUCGAAUUUUUCUAACGGUCGUCUUCGAUUUUUGAAUAUUUGUUAUUUUGUGGCCGGUGUUCGACGGAUGUGCACGUGUCUGUUUAAGUGUUGCGAAAAAGUUUUAUUUAAAUUAAGACCAAAAUAACGUAACUAUUAUUGAAAUGGUUCACCUUACGACUUAAAUAAUUCAAAAAGGAAAACUAACUAGAAAAUUAUUGAAGAAGUAAAGUAAAAUUGAAUCCAAGUAAUCGGAGUCCUGUAGUAAAAAGGUCAGGAAAAAAUAGUUAAUUAAACAAUCCUCUUUAUCAAAAAGGAUUUUCCAAAAAAAAUAAUCUCGUCAGGUGAACCAAUAAAACCCUCUAAUAAUUACAAAAAUGUGCUACAAAAAUAUGUUUACAACGAUGGUAUCAUGAGCCCUCACCAUGCGGUGGCACGCGGCACUCAUGGUGCUGCAGUCGGUACUGCUCACGAGGUCAGCUUUCAUAUCCUUCGUGGAUAUCGAUGAUCUUCACAAGCUCACCAAGAAAAAUGGCGUCAAAGAAGACGAAUCCAGUUGGUACUGGGACCCUCCCCCGCAGGCGUCAAAGACACUCGACGAAGAAGUCGAGAACAAUUACAAAACACAGAUACAGAAUCUACAAGAUCAGCUAUCCACCCUGAAAGAGAGGGACACGUUUGAAAUGAGACCUGAUGAAGAAAUCAUCAGGUUAAGAGAGGAAAAUAAAAACCUUACGUCAAAUUUAGAAGAUUUGGACUCCCAACAUCAACGGGCAAUCGAAAGACUUCUAUCCUUAAAAAAGGAACUACAAAAGAAUUUCGAAGGAUUAAAACAAGAGCACGAAGAUCUCAAAACUGCAAACGAUGAGUCCGCGGCUGAAAUAAAAAGUCUGCUAGUAAAAAUUGGAGAAAGGGAUAAAGAAAUAGAAAGCAUAAAGGCAACUAAGGCUGAUUACGACACUCUGUCUCAUAAAUAUCAAAAUCUAGAAAGGAUACAUGGCCUUCUAAGGGAGAAUGCAGAAAAGUUCCAAGAAGAGAAUCAGGAUCUGCAUGAAGAAGUGUUCAAAUUACAAGAGCAGGUAACAAAGUUAGAACAUGACGUAGAAGUACUAACAAAACAUUCAGAAAUGUCAGAUAUGGUUCCUAGAGAUACAUAUGAAGAGCUUUUAAAAGAAAUUAAUGAAUUAAAAGAUCGGAGGAAUUCAAAUCAGUUUCAUUUAGAUGAAAUUAACAUUGAUGAUAACGCUAAAGGUGUAAUUGAAACUUUAAAACGUGAUAUUAAUGACCUUCAGCACAAAUUAGCUCAAAAAGAGAGUAUUUGUCUAGAAAGUGGCGACAGUAAAGCUAUCAAACCUGAGAAAGUCAUGCAGUUGUACAAUAAAUAUGUAAACUUUGAACUACCUAUAGACUACGUCGGGGAAAUACCCUCAGCCGGCGACAACAUAGUUUUAUUCAAGUUAGAAAGUGUAUUUAAAACUGUGCAUUCCUUCAAGAAGGAAAUAGAUAUCUUAGAUCAUAAGUUAUCAGAAAAGAAUCUAAACGUCAACCAUUUGCAAACUCAGAUAGAUGAUCUUACCACGGAGAAUGAUUUCUUGACAACAGACAUUCAACAUUUAGAGAGAGAAUUAAACGAAAUGAAAAAGAAUAAUGAUUUUCUCAUAUCUGAGAUUGCCGCCUUAAAAAAUACGUCCAAAUUAGAACCCAUAAUUGAGACGCAUGAAGACAAUUUAGCUAAGUUAGAAACUGAACUAGCUGACUCAAAUAAGCUAAACAAAAACUUUGAAUCCGAAAUCAAGAGAAUAGUUAAAGAGCUUGAUGAAGUGAGAUCAGAAAAAGCAGCUUUACGCGAUAGUCUACAGGAGGUGAAACAUAAAUAUACCUCAAUGAUCGGUGAAUUAGAAUUGUUGAAAAAUCAAACUUUGGCGGUUGAGGAAUUAGAAAAGACAGUCAAAAAUGAAGAGAAUGAAAGUUGCAAACUUUCAGCUGAUGAAAUUGACGACCUGAAAAAACGUCUUCACGCAGCUAAUUCUAAAAACGAGCAGCUUUCUAUAGACAUACAUAUAUUGGAAAACGAUAAAGUGUUACUUACGAAACAAGUCGACGAUCUAAGAGUAGCAUUAGAUGAAAAAUCUUAUGCACAUAAAGAAUUAGAAAGUUUAAAGUCAACUUUAGACCUUAAACUACACGACUUCGAAAAUAAACUGGACGAAGUCAUAAAACAUAAGAAAGAAAUAGAAACUGAUAAACUGAGUCUACAAGAUAAAGUUCAGGUAUUGGAAGGCAAGUUAUCAUCUACCAGCAGCAUAAGUAAAGAAGAACUGCAAAACAUCACGACAGAGAAAACACAUUUGGCUGAAAAAGUCGAUCUAUUGAGCAAAGAAAAUGUAACUUUAAUAGAAGCUAUCAGUAAACUUAAAAGCGAUAUAAUAGAGUUACAAAACAAAGAACAACAGCUUCUGAAUGAAAAUAGUCAUCUGAGAAAAGAUAUGAUAAAUGAAAAAGAAUCCAAAAAUCUUCAAGAUGAGUUAAAAACUAAAUCGAUACAUGAAGGUUUACUCAAUAACGAAAUCGCAACUCUCAAAACGGAAAAUCAAAAACUCAUUGAAAAGAAACUUCAGUUGGAAGCCGAAUUGACGUUGACAGAUGGCAAAAUAGUACGUCUAGAAGAAGAAUUCGAAAAAUUAUUAACAGAUCUGAACGAAAAAGAUUCUUUAAUAGACGGUUUAAAUAGUAAUGUGAACAAAAGUAACGAAACCCUCAGUAAUUUAACUCAGAACAUUGCCGAUUUGGAAAAUAGUGUUGCUGUCAAAAAUGACGAGAUUCAGCGUCUCAACAAUUCGGUGGCAGAACUUACUUCAAUGUUGAAUGAGGUUAGUUCCAAAGCACAAUUAAACCAAGAGGAACUCAACAGGCUACAUAAUGAAAAGGAAGAAAUUAGUAAAAAUAUUUUCUCAUUGAAUGACGAAAUCAAUACAAAGAACUCGUUGAUAUCAACGUUAACAAUGCAAUUAGAGACGUCUGAAAAAUUGGUCACUGAAUGUAAAUCAGUUAUAGAAAGUAAAGAUAAAGAAAUAAAAGAACUGAAUCAAUCGAUAGUUGAAGUAACUGAUAAAAUUAAGUCAAGAGAUAACGUAACGCAUCAUAAUGAUGAUUACGCUAAACUUAUACAAGAAAAAGAACUAGUUGAAACGCAAGUAGUUGACCUGAAGAAUGAACUCGUCGAAAAAGAAAAAUACGCGGAAGAAGUUAAACUUAACCAUGAGCACAGCGAGAAACUAGUUUCAGAGUACAGAGCGCUCAUAGACUCUGCUAACGCUGAGAAAACAGAAUUAAUCAAUCUCAUCAAUUUAAAACAUAACGAGAGCAUACAGUACCAUAACGAAAUACAGAGGCUAAACCAUGUGAUACUAGAACAAACAAAUGAAUUCAAAAAGGUGAUUGAAGACAAAGAACAGCUGAUACAGAGCGCAGUGAACUGUUCAACUUGUGACAGUUUGAGGGUUACUCUGAAAGAGAAAGAUGAGAUUAUAAUAGCGUUGAACCAAAGUGCGAGCGAGUGCGAGAAGGUUAAGGCGGAGCUGGUCGCAGCUAAGGAUAAUGUGAAGCAGUUGCUGGAGAGGUGUGAUAAUCUAGACAAAAGCUUGGCGAUACAGUUGGAAACAGUCAAGAAAUUGACAGCAGAAAAUGGACAGUUGUCAGAACAAGAGCAGAACUCAGCGCGUGAGCUGGAGAGGCUACGGCGGCACCUGGUGGAGACCGAGGAGAACUACACGCAGGAGCUGAUGACCUCCGAGCAGAAGCUGGCGGAGUGCCAGUCGCGGCUGCACCAGGUCGAGGAGAGGGCCAAGCAGACCAGCACCGUGUACACCAGUAACAGCAUCCGAGCGAACCAGGAAGUGGAAACCUACCGCAACCAGAUCAAGCUAUUGGAGAAACAGCGUGAUGAUGUACAGGCGCGGCUCAGCGACGCGGAGGACGCCAAGAACAGGAGUGAGGCGGCGCUCACCAACCUGCAGGUCGUGCUGGAGCAGUUCCAACUAGACAAAGAACGAGACAUACACACAGCCACAGAGAAAAUCAGAAACAAAAUGGAAGAGCUCAGACAUCAGAACCAAGACUUGCAAUCUGAGAUCGUCAGUCUGAACGCUAAGCUCGAAGAGUCGCUAGCUGGUCUCCGCGCGGCCACCCGCCUCGGGGACCAGGUCGAGACCAAGUGCGCGCAGAUCAAUGAUCUGAAGGAACAAGUCCGCACGCUCCAGACGUCGGUGGCGGCCGCCGAGGAGCGCUACUACAACGCCAUCUCGAAUCAGCAAGACAAAGUGGAUAAGAAUCUUGUGAAGAAUCUAGUUAUCAAUUAUGUGAUGACUGCUGGAGGGAAUGCUACCAAUAAAACGCAAGUCCUCCGCGUGCUGUCCACGGUCCUGGACUUCAACCAGCAGGAGUGCGAGCGGCUCGGGCUGGCGCGGGGCGCCGCCCCCGACAGCCUCGCCGCCGAGUUCGUGCGCUUCCUGCAGAACGAGUCCCGCCCCAGGGCCCCGCUGCCCAACAUGAUGACCCUAGCCAGUACCACCAGCAGGAGUACCACGCCCAGUUCCAGGAAGAAUUCUACUGUUGGUCCCCACCCCAGCAUAACGAAACCAGCCGGUCACAGCCGCAACCCCUCAACGGGCUCAAGCAACCUACUUUUCCAAAACAUUGACAACCUGGAUACCGCGUCGCAACUCUCACGAGACUCCGACAGAGAGCCUAAAGUAGUGUCGCCGAGUCUCGACACCGGUGUCAACCAGACCAGGAACACUGAGGGAGCCAUACUCAAGUCUGUUUUGAAAGAUAUGUGAUUUUAUAUACAUUUGUAAGAUUCAUACUCAAUGAUUAAUGUUUACUCACUGAUCGUUCGACUAGUUUUGGACCUUAUUGGAGUCCUUAAUUAUGAGCUGAUGCGACAGUAAGUGAAAAUAUCUUGAAUCUGAUCUGGAGCGGAAAAUAAGUUUAAUCUCCGAUCGCUAACGUUGUUUAACUCUCACAUGUAUUGAUCUGGCAUCUCAAAGUCAUGUUACUUGUGGAAAAACAAUGUCAUUUCAAUACAUUUGAAGUUUUAUAUUAGUUUUCUAUUGUAAUGCGAUGUCCAAAAUCUAUGUCUGAGACCAUCUACGGAUUCGGAUUCAAGACCCCUCGAUAUUUUUAAAGCUGGCAAUGUAUGUAUAUUGAAUGCAAUUUAAAUGAUACUGAUUCGUAUAUACUCAUGAUUUAUUUAUUGUAUGAUAUUUUAUUUGUCGAAAUCUAUUCAAAGAUGGCAUUUGUUUUGUUUUUGUGAUUGGUCACAAUUACGGAUGUCAACGGAAUUCCGGAUGUAAAUUCUCUUAUCUUAUGUGACCGGAUUAAACAACGGAUGUGUUGAAAAAUGUAAAUAUAACAUCUAAGUUGUCAAAUCCGUAAAUCCACAUCCGUUUAACAUCAUUACGGAUGUAAUUUUAUAAUUGGCGAAAGAUUAUUAUCUUUUAUAGUAUUUAAAUUGCCAACAUAAUUUGAACCCCAACGAUUUAUAAAAAUAUAGCCAUUUUAUUUUAUUGUGAUAAAAUUCCGGAUGCAAAACUGUAUUCAAAAUAAUUGUUUUUAAUUAAUAACGCAUUACACAAGCAAUUUCAGGAUUUCAGGAGUAUAUAUUUCUUCUAUAUCAAGUUUAGUUAACUCUGAUUUGAAUUAAACAAUUGUAAACAUAAAGUUACAGUAGUAUUUUUUAACUUUUCAACUAGAGAAGAUAAUAUGGGUUUCAAAAUAUACGGAUCACCCAUCAAUCCACUGACCUCGUUCAGCGAUGCUUAACCUUGUGUUCUUUAACUAUUUAUCAACCAGUUUGUUUGUGUAAUGUGUUAUUAUCACAAAAUGCAUUAACAUAGCAUUUAUUUGUCUGUAUAAAAUGUUCAAACGAUGUGUUUGUCGUGAAAUUCUGUAGUUUUAGUCACUGUAUAGUUAUGUUGGUGCCUUAUUAUCGUUUAGCUGAACGUUUGGGGAUGCUUGGAUGUCAUUUAAUUAUAGAUCAUAAUUUGAUGAAGAUAAACUUGAAAUUUGCUUUUACCAAAACUUGGAUCGUGUUGUAAUCAUAAUGCAAAAAUGUUUUAGUUUGGGUAACAGUUACGGCAAUUUUGUUUUUAUUGCUGUGAUAUUAUGGUUGCUUUUGCCUUGUGUUACGUCGUCUUAGUAAUGGUACACAUUUACACAGAUUUUAAAGAACGCUUGUGGCAUUAAACAACCAAUCAGAAGCGAGCAUUAUCACGUGAUAUUAUCAAUUGACCAAUCAAAAUAGUUUUCUAUGAUUAAUGUCAUGCUAACAACCCAUCGUCAGUUAUAAGCUUAAUGUUAAGUUGUAUAGAAUUGUACAUUAUGUAAUUAUAACACUUAUUUCAAUUGAGUUACAGUUCAAUUUGCAUUGUGAUCUAACUGAAUUAUAUCAAAUUAUUAGUAUUGUAUUAAUAGUAAUGGAAUUCGCUGCUAAAGUAUUAGUGUGUAAUCUAUCAUAGCCUAUACGGGCCCAACGCUGGGCAAAGACGCCUCUAACUAAUUAAUUAAAAUAUAUGUAUACCCAGUUACAAUUUAAUUUUAAUGUUAUUUGACUAUUAUGGAAAUCAUAAUCAAAGCAAUAAAAUUAUAAGCAAUACCAAUAAUUUCUGAAUCACCAAUUUAAUCUUAUUUCUCGUUUAAAAUAAAAUUAUUAAUUAAAAUUAUCUAUUCUGAUAAAUAUGUCGAUUUUUAAUAUACGAUUUUGAAGUUAUAUAUACCAAUGAUAUUUUCCUAUUUAUAAUUUAAUAUGUGUUACUACUUUGCACAAUAGGCAACCGUAAUCUCCUACGUUUAGUCAUACUAACGAUUACCACCACAUGAACUAAGGUUCGUAACACACGCGUCGAUGCAAAAUAAAGUUGUCAGUAUGUCGGUUGCCCCGUGUACGAAGCGGCUUACUGGUUUUACUACACAAUAAUACUUUCGUAUCGCAAUAAAUUGUAAAUUAUGUUUUGUGAAUAUAAUUAAAUGAUAUGUACCUUUUAAUAUAGUCGCAGUUGCCUGCAACGUAAUUUACAUUAUGAGAUAAUAAAUGAAUGAUUGAUAUACGAAA